AAAAUUAACUCAAAACAAGAGGAUAAACCAAAGGCAAAAUCUCUAUUGCUACUCUUCACUAGGCUCACAAUCCUUGUUCCUUUAAAUUGGGAUUUUAGACCCAUAUAUAAUCUUCAAUAAUAUUCAAAAUUGUCUGAUGAAAUUCACUUUGUUUUUUCAAGAAUGAACAACCUUAGCCUAGACCAAACCUUAACAACCAACCCCUUCUUGUCAGUUUCAUCUUUACACCAUUCAAGAACCUCAAAAUCCCUUUCUUUAUCAAAAAAAUCCAAUAAAGUUGUUGUCUUUUCUGAUAAACAUGAUAAUUCAAGCUCAAUAACAAAUGAGUUCUUGACAAGAACUCAUUUUUCCUCCAAAAAAACUGGUGUUUUUGCUUGUAAAGAUGAUAAUUCAAGCUCAAUAACAAGUGGGGUGUUUUCAAGAACUCAUUUUUCCUCCAAAAAAUCCCAAAAAAAUGGUGUUUUUUCUGCUAAAGAUGAUAAUUCAAGGUCAAUAACAAGUGGGGUUUUUUCAAGAACUGUUUUUUCCACCAGAAAGACAAAGAAAUUUGUUGUUUUUGCUACUAAAGAUGAUAGUAGUAGUAGUAGUAACAAGCUUGACCAAUGGGACCAAAUGGAACUUAAGUUUGGUAGAUUGAUUGGUGAAGACCCAAAAUUGACCUUAGCUAAGAUAAUUAGUAGGAAAACAAACCCGGAGACAUCUUAUCUUGAAGUUGAAGAGUCAUUUGGCAAGAAGAAGGGUGAAAUUGCCGAGGUUCCAUUUGAUGCGUCCAAGGAAAAGAAAUCUCUCAAUUCAUCAAAUGGAUUAAAUUUGGUUCGCCCUGUGCCAAAGAAGGGUGUUAAGUUCGAGGUUGAUGAUAAACCGAUAAAGACCGAGGGUGAUAAACAAAGCCAACCAAUUUCAAGACCUCAAGUAAGUAGGAAAAGUAGUGUUCCAAAUGUUAUAUUGCGUAAACCGAGUUUGUAUUCGGAGGAGGAGUAUGAAUCAGCAAAAUACAAAAUUAAGCCAAACUUGACUCUGAAAAUGGGCAAAGAACUGAAACCCGAGAAGUUUAGUGAUGUAACGUUGUUGAAGAAGCCGGAACCGAUGAGGAUCAGCUCUGACGAUAGUGAAAAGAAUGGACAAUCAAGUGAUAAGUCUAGUGAUGUUACAUUGUUAAAGAAGCCGGAGCUGAUGAGUAUCAACUCCGAUGAUAGUGAAAAGAAUGGAGAAUCAAGCAAUGUCUUACCCGUAGCUAGUGAUGACACUGUAGAUGCUAGUGAAUCCAAAAACAGCUUGCUUUUGAAUAAGCCAGAGUUUAAUAAUUUAAACCUGAAGGUAGAUCUAAAUCAAGAAUCUGCCGAGGAUCAGCAUAUUAGUGCUUUGGAUGAAAGUACUUUGAAUGGUGCUAACUCUUCUUCUGAGCAAAGUAUGGCAGAGAAUAAACUUGGUGAACCGUUACAACCUAGCAGAAACAAUCCUCUUGAGGAACAAGGCUCUGGGACAGGAUUCCAGCAGACUGAUACACAGCGUGCCGAAAGAAGUUCUGAUUCCAAUAAACCGUCCGAGACUGGACCCACGGAAUCUUUAGAUGCUGCUCUUCUUGGAAAACCGAAAAGAUUAGACCAACCUAAAAAGACAACAUCAAAUGUUAGUCAAGAGGAUAUGCGUCCUGUCAAAUCUGAGGGCUACAUGGAAAAUGUGUCAGAGAUUGAAAACUUUCUGGCAAAAUCACCCAUUAAGGAACACGAAGAUAAUGACUGGGUAAGAGCUGAGGAGCUUGUUAAGAGCGGAGGAAGAGACGAAGUGGAACUAGUCAGCUGUAGCACCAGAGGCUUUGUUGUAUCUUUUGGUUCCUUGAUAGGAUUUUUGCCAUACCGCAAUCUAGCAGCCAGGUGGAAAUUCUUAGCCUUUGAAUCUUGGUUGAGGCAAAAAGGCUUAGAUCCAUCCCUGUACAAGCAAGGUUUGGGUAUCAUUGAUGGUUUUGGCAAGGCAGCUUCUCCUGAGGCGGGAAUAGAGCCACAAGUUGCUAAAAAUGGCGAUCAGGAGAUCUCACCAGACAUGAAACUUGAAGAUCUUCUUAGGAUUUAUGACCAAGAGAAACUCAAGUUCUUAUCAUCGUUUGUUGGUCAGAGGAUCAGAGUAAGUGUGGUGUUGGCUGACAGAAAUUCCAGAAGGCUAAUAUUCUCGAUAAAGCCAAAAGAAAAGGAAGAAUUGGUCGAGAAGAAGAGAAGCCUUAUGGCAAAACUUCAAGUCGGGGAUGUGGUAAAAUGUUGCAUACAAAAAAUUACCUACUUCGGUAUAUUUGUUGAGGUUGAAGGAGUACCUGCCCUAAUUCACCAGACAGAAGUCUCAUGGGAUGCCACUCUAGACCCUGUGUCAUAUUUUAAAAUUGGCCAGAUUGUGGAGGCAAAAGUUCACCAGUUAGACUUUUCACUUGAGCGCAUCUUUUUGUCGUUGAAGGAAAUAACGCCAGAUCCCAUGAUGGAGGCGUUGGAGGCUGUUGUUGGCGAUCAUGAUAAUUUGAGCGGAAAACUCCAACCAGCAGAUCAAGAUACUGAGUGGCCCGACGUGGAAUCACUUAUCAAAGAAUUACAGCAAGUCGAAGGUAUCUCCUCUGUGUCAAAAGGGCGGUACUUCUUGAGCCCUGGUUUGGCUCCAACAUUUCAGGUUUAUAUGGCAUCCAUGUUUGAGAAUCAAUACAAGUUACUUGCUCGGUCAGGAAAUAGAGUACAAGAGGUGAUAGUGGAAACAUCAUUGGGUAAAGAGGAAAUGAAAUCUGCAAUUCAAUCUUGUACAGAUAAAGUUGAAUAACCUAUCAAAUCAAAUAACAAUAAUAAGAAGAAAGUGACCAAUCUUUCUGUGGAGGCAGCCAACGGAUGGUAAAGCUUUGAAACCGGACUAGCAGAAGUUGAAGUUAUAACAGCAGAUGCGAAGAAGAGAAAUGACCGACGUGGUAUCCUAUUCCGAACACAAAUGCUAUCGAUUUAUCGUUUAGGUCUUCGAGAAUCUGGUGAGCUGAUAAUGAAUUCUGGCCAUUCUCAUGUUGCAUUUUUGAUCCUGGAUAUGCCGUGGAUUAUAUCAACAAAAUAUUUUUGGUUAUUUUUCUUCUCUCUUUGUUUGUUAAUAUAUAUAUUUUUCUCUUUUCUGAUGAGUUAGGAGUUUAUGUAAGGUCUAUGACAUAUUGUAUGUGUACACGUCAACGCGAUCAAUCAAUUACACUUCGAUUCCAAAUAAGUUGAAGUCGGUUAUAUGAA
Molecule: messenger RNA, 3236 nt
Organism: Lycium barbarum (goji berry)
Lineage: Eukaryota; Viridiplantae; Streptophyta; Magnoliopsida; Solanales; Solanaceae
Exons: 14
Coding region: 163-2793 (876 amino acids)
Molecular function (GO): nucleic acid binding
Source: RefSeq, a predicted model, not a curated record